Messenger RNA from Morus notabilis, 1152 nucleotides. RefSeq lists its product as uncharacterized. Lineage: Eukaryota; Viridiplantae; Streptophyta; Magnoliopsida; Rosales; Moraceae. The transcript has 7 exons. Bases 1 to 1152 code for a protein of 383 amino acids. The record is from RefSeq and is a predicted model, not a curated record.
AUGGCAAUCAAGGGAGUCCUAUCUUUCACAAUUCUACUGUGUUGCCUUUGUUAUUGUGGAAAAGUUGAAGGAGGCCACAGGAAAUUAUCAAGGAAGGAAGAUUUGGAAAUUGAGAAGCAACUUAAGCUUUUGAAUAAGCCACCACUCAAAACUAUAAAAACUGAAAGUGAAGAUAUCUACGAUUGUAUUGAUUUCUACAAACAGCCCGCUUUUGAUCAUCCAUUGCUGAAAAACCACACUUAUCAUUAUGAGAGGAUGAUUGAGAAGAAAGCCGCAGAGGCUGGCGAACCAUUAGAAAUAGGACUAAAAGGUGAAGGUUGUCCAAUUGGAACAGUUCCUAUUCGGAGAACUACUAAAGAAGAUCUCAUCAGAGCCAAGUUAUUUGCAGAAACAUAUGCUUCAAGAUUCAAUCCCCUUACUAAUGAAUGGCCAGGCCUUCAUAAAGCCAUCAUUCAAACAAAAUAUGAUCCAGUGAAGAGGUACAACGGAGGUGGUGGAAUGUUCAGUGUAUACCAGCCAAGUGUUAGUGGGUCGCAGUUCAGUUCAGCUCAAAUGACAAUCCAAAGCGGAUCAGAUAGCAUAAAAGUUGGGUGGACGGUAAACCCUAGUUUAUAUGGUGACACUAAAACUCGGCUUUUCACAUUUUUUAAGGCUGGUUCAACAUUUUGUUUUAACACACGGUGCCCAGGAUUUGUUAUUGUUAAUACUCACUUGCCUCUUGAUAUCAUUGUUAUGCCAAUUUCAACACGUGGUGGACCUAUAUACAAAUUGAACCUGUUUGUUUACCGGGAGGAAGUUAGUGGACGUUGGUGGCUUGAAGUAGGACCAAGCUACACCAAAGUUGGGUAUUGGCCACCAAACAUAUUCAGUGGCUUAAAAGACUUGGCAACAUAUAUUGAGUGGGGCGGAGAGGCUUACAGUGUACCAGGUCAACCUGGUCCUCCGAUGGGUUCUGGCGAGUUUCUAUUCGGAGAUACAAGCCAAGAUGCAUUUUGUAGGCAAGCCACAACUGUAGAUGAGGCUCAUGAACCGCAGGAUGCCGAAAAUACCCAAACUUUUGCAGACGACACUGGCUCCUAUAACGUCCAUGACUGGGGAAUACGAGGUGAAUUUGGACAUUUGAUGACGUUUGGAGGGCCUGGUCCUAGCUAA